Molecule: messenger RNA, 918 nt
Organism: Penicillium cinerascens
Lineage: Eukaryota; Fungi; Ascomycota; Eurotiomycetes; Eurotiales; Aspergillaceae
Exons: 2
Coding region: 1-918 (305 amino acids)
Source: RefSeq, a predicted model, not a curated record
AUGCGCCCUGGGCUGGCUAAACCGGGCGCGCUCCCACUCCUGGCCCUGAUUGUGUUCUCGCUGCUCACUCUGGUGCCAUCACUGUCGAGUAUAUACAACAUUAAGUUAGCGGAUUUUGCGUCCUACACCAACGGAGCUCGUCAAGUCCCUCUCAUCCAGAAUAACGCUGCCGACCUUGUCUCGGAAACACAUCCAGUCGAUCCUCGCAGGCCAUGGAUCCUGGCUGCGCAGUAUCGGCCUCGUGGGAACCGCCCGUCGCGGUCGUCACGGACGGGCCACAGCGCGCCGACCUUUCCCAGCGAGAUUGCCCCUGUCAAAAAUGAAAGUCGCGUUUCGCACAGUGCCGAGUCCUCGUUCAUGUUCAGUCGAAGGGCUCAUGCAUUUCGAACGUAUUUCAUUCAGCAAUUAGACGACUAUCAAUUCCUCACCCCCUUUACCAACCGGAACUACGCCACCGCAAACGCGAACCUCCCCCCUACUCUAGCGCCGUCGAACAUUAAUCCCUCGCCAACCUCGGACCACGACAAAAUCUUCGAACACACCCAACAAUUGAGUAAUGGAUUGACCGCGUUAAAAGACGAUUCGGGACUUCAUCUCCCUUCCUUGCGCAACAAGUGGCAGCAGGCCUGCCGUUCCGCAACUGGCCUUUCCUCAAAAGUAUCGCCGUAUAAUUCCGCCCUCCAUUCACUGAUCCGAAGUGGAUCAAAAUACCUCGAAUCGAUGUUCUCGGGCAAUGCAUCUCCGAAUCCUGCAACAUCGCAAACCGACAACGAUCGCGCUCUCCCAGUCCCAACACAAAUAUCAGAAAAAAUCCCAGGUGGCCAGGCCACCGACGCUGCUAGCCACCAUUCGCGGGAGCUACGAGGUAGCUGCAUGGCUGUGGUGAUCGGGCUGGUUGUAGGGAUAAUGUGGUUCUAG